Messenger RNA from Aspergillus alliaceus, 582 nucleotides. RefSeq names its product putative GPI anchored protein. The transcript has a single exon. NCBI's taxonomy places the organism in Eukaryota, Fungi, Ascomycota, Eurotiomycetes, Eurotiales, Aspergillaceae. The coding region runs from base 1 to 582 and encodes 193 amino acids. The record is from RefSeq and is a predicted model, not a curated record.
AUGCAGUUGACUGUCUUGACCACCCUUCUCCUUACCACCUCCGCCUUGGCCGCUCCCCAGGACAUUGGCGACAUCAUCUCCGGUGCUGAGAGUAUCGCCCAGACAGCCGUGAACGGUGGCCAGAGCGUCGCCUCCGAUGUCGCCAGCGCCGCGACUUCUAUCGCCUCUGCCGCUGAGACCGGCGGCGGCGCUGCCUUCUCUUCCAUCACCUCGGCAGCGGGCGCCGCGGCUACCAGUGCAGAGAACUGGGGCUCCUCCGUCGCCUCUGAUGCCCAGAGCCGGGGCUCUUCGAUCGCCUCUGAGGCCAGCUCCAGGUUGAGCCAAGACCUGACCACCCUGACCGGCACCAAUGGCCAGCCCACCUCGACUGCCACCGUUUCCACCACUUCCUCCGCCAGCAAGUCCGACUCCACCACCACCGGCAAGUCCACCUCCAGCUCUUCGUCUUCUUCCUCUUCCUCCUCGGCCGGUAGCGCCUCCUCCACCUCCAGCGAUGGCGCCGGUGCCAUGCCCACUCCCUUCAGCGUUGGCGCCGGUGUCGCUGGUAUCGCUGGUGUCUUGGGUGUCAUGGCUGCUCUGUAA